ACGAAUAUCACCGACAGUCGCGCGCGUUUGCGACCGUGACACGCACAAGUCGUCUGGCGAGGUCGUUGUCUCGGGACUUGUUUCUGUUUGAACCGAGUCGCUUCUCUCCGGAAUCAAUAUUCGCAUAUGAAGAGCAAAUAUCGCGAGAAAGAAAGAGUGAUCAAAACGAAAGAAAAAGGAAGAUAGAGAUAGAGAGAAAGAGAAAUUUUCGAGUACCGCGCACGGAUUAUCUGUUACAAUCAUCAUGCAACAUAAGGGUCUCAACGGCCGGCUAGCGUUUGCCAUCGCGGCGGCCGCUCUCGGUUCAUCGUUUCAACAUGGGUACAACACCGGUGUGGUUAAUGCGCCACAACAGCUUAUUGAAAAUUGGAUCAGCGAGUUAAAGAUGAAUCGCACGGGCGAGCCAACGAGUCAGACGGAGGUGACGAUGAUCUGGUCGGUGGCGGUAUCGAUAUUCUGCGUCGGUGGAAUGAUAGGAGGUUCCCUGGUGGGCUGGGUAGCGGAUCGUUUCGGCAGAAAGGGUGGUCUACUGUUAAACAACAUUCUGGUAGUGUUGACUGUGAUCUUUGAGGGUAGCGCCAAAGCAGCCAAGAGUUACGAGAUGAUAAUCGUCGGUAGAUUUUUGAUUGGUAUAAACGCUGGCCUGAACGCCGGCCUGGCGCCGAUGUAUCUCGCUGAAAUCUCGCCCGUGCAUCUGCGUGGCGCCGUGGGUACGGUCUAUCAGCUGGUCAUUACCAUCUCAAUCCUGGUGUCGCAAAUCCUCGGCCUGGAGCAAAUUCUUGGUACUGCCGAGCAAUGGCCAUUGCUAUUGUGUUUGACGAUCGUGCCGGCCAUUUUCCAGAUAUGCACGCUACCCCUUUGCCCUGAGAGCCCCAAGUACUUGUUGCUCAGCCGCGGCAAGGACAUGGACGCGCAAAGAGCGCUGUCUUGGUUGCGCGGCACGAUCGAGGUUCAUGACGAGAUGGAAGAGAUGCGUGCGGAAUACGAAUCGGUGAAACUGAUACCAAAGGUCACUGUGCGCGAGCUGUUCGUGAAUCCGGCACUUCGCAUUCCAUUGUUCAUCUCCAUUAUGGUUAUGUUCGCCCAACAGCUGUCCGGUAUCAACGCUGUUAUGUUUUUCUCCACCAAGAUCUUCACGAUGGCGCAGCUAGACAAAACCGCCGCUCAGAACGCUACGAUGGGAGUUGGUGCGAUGAACGUCUUUAUGACUAUUGUCUCACUGAUAUUGGUAGAGAAGGCUGGCAGGAAAACCUUGCUUUUGAUCGGAUUCGCCGGCAUGUUCGUAGAUACCGUUCUGCUCGCCAUUUGUCUUGCAUUCGCUGGAACCUCGCCAGUAGCAGCAUACUUCUCCAUCGUUUUCGUCAUCAUGUUCGUCGUCCUGUUCGCCACCGGACCAGGAAGUAUCCCAUGGUUCUUGGUGUCCGAGUUGUUUAAUCAAGCCGCCCGACCAUCCGCCACCUCCAUCGCCAUCGCCGUCAAUUGGACCGCAAACUUUAUUGUCAGCAUCGGCUUCCUGCCGCUCCAAGAGGCGGUAGGCGCCUAUGUGUUCAUCAUCUUUGCCGCAUUGCAGCUGUUCUUCACGCUCUUCAUAUACAAGAAAGUGCCAGAGACGAAGAACAAGACCAUGGAAGAGAUCAGCAGCAUGUUCAGGCAAAUAUCAUACCAAUGAGAAGCGUAAAUGGGUGAAACAGUUUUUGGAAGCGUAAUCUGUAUCGAUACGAAUGAGUGUGAAUAUGUUCUCUUCUCUCUAUCUCUGUUGAGGAACUCGACGACUUGGCAAAAAUGGCAUGCUACUUUACGGUCUAUCUCUGCGCGCUUCCAACAAUCUAUCUAUGCGCUGUAUUUACCGGAUAGGCAUUCGACACGAACAUUUAUGUGCAAUUGCGAUGUGUCUGUUACGAUGAAACAGCAAUAGUGCCAAUUGAAAAUCCGGGAAUUUUAACUUUUUAUUAUUUAACUAUUUAAUUUUUUUAGAUUUACUAUUAGUUUUAUUUUUUAAUUUGGAAACUCCGUUUUAAAAACUUUAAAUCGAGCAAACCAUUUCUCGAAUAGAGUGAUGGGGUUGCGCGCGCGCAAAUUAUUUUAUGCGUGCCUGGUAAACGUAAUCUUACAAUUAGUUCCUAUAGCAUAGCGAGAAAAAGUUAUCACGAGAGCAAAAUAGAUAAUCGAAACGGCAUGAGACAGUGUGGAAAAUACGAUUCUUUCAUCAAGUCUUCAAUAAAUGAUCUGUUCCUGGCACUAGGAACAACGACGUACGCCAUAAUUACAAUAAUACGAAUGAUUACAACUCUAGUCAUGAAAAGACCUAUAGACCGAGUAUAAUGUUGAAAAAAUCUUACACGUUGGCUGACUUCAUUUUUAUUAUCGAAUGUCCGAUUCGUUUUACAUCGACAAACUCUUAUCGCUUCGCUAGGCGAAUUUUUUAUGCGGUAUCGCGUCAAAUUGUACAUCAUGUUUUAAAGAAAUUAAUAACAAGUAUAAUUGAGAGAUUUCUUUCACAACACAAUGGUUUUAUAAUAGCACGUGAGGAGUUUGUGUUCCUACUAUCGAAUAAUUGCAAUGCAUCAUUACAAAGGAACUUAAAACACUAUUGUAAAAAAAAACAAAAAAAUAUAACAAAGAAUUAUAGUGUGAGUGAAGAGUAUCAACUGCUUUUUUAUGAAAUAAUUUAUAGAAAAAAUUUGAAGAAUAUUUUAUUACGUAAACCGAAGCGCAAAUUUUAUUCGAACAAGAACGAGAAGAAUGGUAUUAGGAUAAUUGUAAAUACACAGGUUGAAAGAUUAGUAUUGUAUAGCCUAGAAAAUAACUAUAUUUAUGUAUCCAUGUAGAGUUGGAUUAACGUUAAGAAGGAAAUAUCGAUGUUAUCACAUUUAAAAAAAAUUAGAUUAAUUUUAAUGAUAACAUACAAUAUGAUGUAUAUGUUAAACGCAACUCAGGAACUUAUGCUGAUCGUUAUUUACUUUGUAAAUUGCAGAUGGAUAUAGUGUAUAUUUAUUUUUACACUGUGUCUACAUCUCUUAAAGAAUACUCAUUUGUAAUACCUGUUUUAGUAUUAACGCGAUAAUGGAUCUGUCACAAAACAGUAAGUAUCUGAGCUUGCUUGAUAAUGAACUAAACAAUUCAAACAUGGUCUUUAUAUAUUGCAUGCGAAAUGUAUUCAAAAUGUUGUUUAAACAAUUAUAUUAUGUGAAAUUUAAUGUUUAUUAUAUGUAUGUUAUCUAGCAGCAAUCUAGGCGAAUAUUAUCCAUUUCAAAUGUAUUAAUCAAAUUAUUCAAUUUCUCUCAAAACUGUAAAUAAUGCAGUGUUCUCAUAUAUCUUGGCUGAUGGAUUGCUAAUUAUUGUAUAAGUUUUUGCAACGCAGUUAUUAGCAUUUAGUUUUAGACGAUUCUUUUAUAAAUAAUUCUAUAAAUUUUUGUAGUGUCAAGUAUUCUGUAUCAAUCAAGAAAAAUAACGCUGUAUUGUGCAAUUUGCUAUUUAAUACGCGAAAAGCUGCUCGCUAUAAUUAUGAAAAUUAAUCAAAAUUUAGUAUUUCUAUUCAUCCGUAUGCAUACAAAAUGUUGUGUUACAAAAUUACAACACGUUUACAAUGCGUUAUAAUUUGAAUGAUACUUGGAUGCCGAUAUAUAUCGUCUAAAUAAAAAAAUGGGAAUAUUAAGAG
Linepithema humile (Argentine ant) is the source of this 3658-nucleotide messenger RNA. RefSeq names its product solute carrier family 2, facilitated glucose transporter member 1. Gene Ontology annotation, biological process: monosaccharide transmembrane transport. The record is from RefSeq and is a predicted model, not a curated record. Gene Ontology annotation, molecular function: hexose transmembrane transporter activity. Gene Ontology annotation, cellular component: membrane. Lineage: Eukaryota; Metazoa; Arthropoda; Insecta; Hymenoptera; Formicidae.